This is a messenger RNA of Scutellospora calospora, 223 nucleotides long. NCBI's taxonomy places the organism in Eukaryota, Fungi, Glomeromycota, Glomeromycetes, Diversisporales, Gigasporaceae. The record is from the annotation of a GenBank genome assembly.
UGAUUCAGACAAUGAUCAAGAAAAUGUUAUAUCAUUUGAUGUGUCUAUAGUUCAAGAUCUAGUAGUCAAAAAAAGAAAAGGAGCACCAAAAGUCAAACGUAUUAAAAGUUCACUUGAAACAAAAAAGGCUCAAUCAAAUAUUAGAAAAAAGAAAGCUACACGCCUUUGUUCUCACUGUAAGCAGCCUAAUCAUUAUGCUAAAACCUGCACUGUUAACUUGUAA